AGGUAUGUAUCGGCAAAUGAGGUUGGAAAAGCAAUUAAGACAUUCCAUGCUUUGGAGAAAUUCAAUGUAAAAGCCGAUUUGGAUGCAUUUUAUGCUCUUCUCCACGCUCUUUGCAAAAACAAAAAUGUUGAGGACGCCGAAGAACUUCUUCUUUUGAAAAGAGAAUUUUUUCCUCUCGAAACCGCUGGAUUCAACAUUGUUUUGGAUGGCUGGUGCAAUAUUCUGGUUGAUUUGGUUGAAGCCAAAAGAGUUUGGAGAGAAAUGGAAAAAAAUUGCAUUACACCAAAUAUUACUUCCUAUACUUGCAUAAUUGGUUGCUUGGCAAAACAUGGAAAGCUCUUUGAUUCCAUAAGGUUUUAUGAUGAGAUGAAGAGAAGAGGUUGGAUUCCAAACCUUAAGGUAUAUAAUUAUCUAAUUUACGUUUUGACAAGCGAAAAUUGCUUGAAGGAAGCAUGCAGUAUUUUCAACAAAAUCAUGGAGGCAGGUCUGCAACCGGAUUUGGAAACCUAUAAUUGCAUGAUACUUCCACUUUGUAAAGCACGUAAACUCGAUGAAGCACACAAGAUGAUGAAGACGAUGAUAUUGGGUGGUGUUUGUCCGUCUAUUGAUACAUACCAUGCAUUUGUCGAGAUAGAGGAUUUCUGGGGAAUAUUCAAGCUGAUUGAACGAAUGAAAGAGGAUGGUAACAGGCCAAAUCAACGCACCUUUCUCAUAAUUUUUAAUAAUCUUUUCGGAUUGGGUGAAUCAGAAAAUGCUCUGAGGAUGUGGAGUGAAAUGAGUAAUUAUGAUGUCAUUCCUGACAUCGAACAUUACAUCACAAUAAUUAAAGGAUUGGCGGCGCAUGGAUGGCUUCCAAAAGCUAUGGAAUUUUAUGGUGAAAUGAAAUUGAAGGGAUUUGCAACUGAUCCUGAAUUGGAACAGCUCUUUAAAGGCUUUCCUUCGAAUAACAAGAACCAUUGCAGCAGAGGUAGUGAGGGAUAUAACUCCAGGAAACAUGGAAGGAAGAGAAUUCCUAGAGGUUUGAAACUUGGAUAAUUAUAUUUUUCAUAUGAUUUGGU
Messenger RNA from Phalaenopsis equestris, 1058 nucleotides. Its product is annotated as pentatricopeptide repeat-containing protein At1g80880, mitochondrial. The record is from RefSeq and is a predicted model, not a curated record. NCBI's taxonomy places the organism in Eukaryota, Viridiplantae, Streptophyta, Magnoliopsida, Asparagales, Orchidaceae. Gene Ontology annotation, molecular function: protein binding.